This is a messenger RNA of Parathielavia appendiculata, 1564 nucleotides long. RefSeq lists its product as uncharacterized. The record is from RefSeq and is a predicted model, not a curated record. The coding region runs from base 65 to 1522 and encodes 485 amino acids. NCBI's taxonomy places the organism in Eukaryota, Fungi, Ascomycota, Sordariomycetes, Sordariales, Chaetomiaceae. The transcript has 2 exons.
UCACAAUCAUUGCGGAAUCCUCCAAGGUACGGCGAGCGCCCGAAUAUACCUUAUUCAUAUGACCAUGGCGCCCAGCUCAUACUUUGACGCCAUUGACUGGACAAAUACAGCUGGUUCAGUGGCCCUCAUUAUCAUUUUGUUCGUCAUCGUCACCUUGGCGUCUCGUCUCCGAACUGACCGUCCAGGCGCUCAAGGGCCAAAUUCACCGUACCGCUUGCAAUUUCCUCCAUCUAGACGAUAUGUCCUCGGGGAACUCGGCCGAACUAAGGGUCUGUCUGCAGUAUCUCAUGCGGAAAUACCCCCCGGAGUCCUGGCUUCUCGAGCGCUCCCAACAGCUCCCGAUGCCACCUUGGGCAAGGGCACCUUCUAUACUCCUACGGGAUUCUCAAGGGAAGAGAUUUCGGCACUUGGCCCAUUCCCUGAUUACGCGAUUCUCAGCGGUGUUCCUCAUCCAGAACCAUGCGACCCAACAUGGGACAUGUCGAAGGCGGUCUUCCGACCAUUCAGGCCGUUUCGCUGGAAAUACCACCAGCACAUGGCCCUCAUGAAAUACGACGCCAACUUCUGGAUCGAACUCACCCGCGACUACCACACCACCCUCGCAGCCCGGCACUCCCUCCUCAACCACCACCGCGCCCAAAUCCUCUUCCAAUCACCCUCCCCGGCCUGCGACCUCGCCGUCUGCGAACUGAUGGAAACCCUCCUGCAGUUCCUCGCCGCACGCUACCCAGCUCACUUCUCCCUCUCGCACGACAACACCCUCUUCCACAACCGCCUCCUCAACACCACCACCGACCUGCGCAGUGCCACGGCCCGGCCGCUGGACGUCAUCUUUUCCCAUGUCCCGGAAGACUACGCCAUCAUGCUCCGCAGCGAAGACGACGGGCAAUACUACCUCCGCGCCGCGGCCGUGUGUUCCUCGGUCGGCUGGCACAUCGCCCAGCACCGAGACGCGCCGCUGCGCGAGAUCCAUGCCGAGGUGCCCGACGCCGGGAACGUGGCCAUGAGCAUGGACCGGUGGUUUGCGCGGUUGGCUGCCGACGCGCCCGUGGCGAGAUGCUCGUGGAGUUUGGAGGAUAGGGAGGUCGUGUUUAGCUCGCCUGAGGUGGAGCGGUUGGCAGGGAGGAAGUGGGUGCGCAGUCGGUUCCGCGGGAGGGAGGGGGAGCUAAGGGUCGGGGAUGUGAGGUUGCGGUGUGAUGCGCAGACGCUGAGAAGGUUGCCGGUGAGUGGCGCCGUGGUGUUCAAUUUCAAGGCUGUAUUUACGCCGCUGGAGGAGUUAAGGGAUGAGCCGUUUGUGCCGGCGCUGCUGGGGAAGGUGUUGCGGGAAGGGAAGAGGGAGCUCGUCGGGUAUAAGUGCGAGGAGCAUGUGAGGAGGGUGGCACUGGAGGCGUUGGACCAGUGGGCUGCGGAACAGGUUGAGCAAGGUGUUGUACCGCCGGACUGGCAGGUUUCGACGUUGGACGAGAGCCCAUUCUUUCCGGGCUGGGAGGAGAAAUGGAAGAGGCAACAAGGCCAAAUCUAGCAGGCCCCUAAGUGGUACAACACCGUCUUUGUCGAAUUCGAG